Molecule: messenger RNA, 1618 nt
Organism: Neltuma alba
Lineage: Eukaryota; Viridiplantae; Streptophyta; Magnoliopsida; Fabales; Fabaceae
Product: probable choline kinase 1
Exons: 9
Coding region: 300-1358 (352 amino acids)
Biological process (GO): phosphatidylethanolamine biosynthetic process; phosphatidylcholine biosynthetic process
Cellular component (GO): cytoplasm
Molecular function (GO): ethanolamine kinase activity; choline kinase activity
Source: RefSeq, a predicted model, not a curated record
UUCAUUGCCUCUGUGUAUUUCUUCCAUUUCUACGUCUGACUUCGUCACUUGUAAAGAUCAAAGGCGUCGGUAUUGCUUUCUCUGCAGCUUUCUUGGACUCAUCUCUCACUCUCUUUUACUAUUGGCUCUCCUUUUGCUUCUUCGGUUUCUAUCUAACUUCAUUUUGUAUCUCUGCCUUUCUGAAUCUGUCAAUUUCCCCUGUUCUCUAGCUUCUGGGUUCUGGCGAGUUAUCGAAUCUCAGUUUCCCCUGCUUCUCAGCUCUGACUCUUCUUCUAUUUCUUCCCGAUUUGAUUGACGAAAUGGCCAUAAAAACAAUUGACUUGCUAAAAGGCUGUGCAUCACCAGAAGAGAUAAUGGAGGUUCUGGCAUCGGUGGCUUUAGAAUUAGGAGACGUGACAGAUGAUAUGGAUGCCUUGCAGGUUGUGCCUUUGAAGGGAGCCAUGACCAAUGAAGUCUUUCAGAUAAACUGGCCAACCAAAAACGGUGAUUCUCUCAGAAAAGUUCUGGUUCGUUUGUACGGUGAAGGUGUUGAAAUUUUCUUCAAUAGGGAAGAAGAAAUUCGGACCUUUGAGUGUAUCUCCAAGCACGGCCAGGGUCCUCGCCUCCUUGGCCGGUUCUCCACCGGUCGGGUUGAGGAGUUCAUCCACGCCAGAACACUCUCAGCUGCCGACCUACGAGACCCGGAAAUAUCGGCUUUAAUAGCAUCUAAGAUGAGGGAGUUCCAUAAUCUUCAUAUGCCAGGUCCAAUGAAAGUUCAGCUUUGGCAGAGAAUAAGGAACUGGCUAAGUCAGGCCAAACGUUUGUGUUCCCCAAAGGAUAGCAAGAAAUUUGAGUUGAAAUAUCUGGAUGAGGAAAUAAAUAUGCUGGAGAAGUCAUCCGAUAGGUGUCAAGAAAUUGGUUUCUGUCACAACGACCUACAAUAUGGUAACAUAAUGAUGGAUGAAGAAACCAGAUCAAUCACUAUAAUUGAUUAUGAAUAUGCAAGUUACAAUCCUAUUGCAUAUGACCUGGCAAAUCACUUUUGUGAAAUGGCGGCCAAUUACCACACUGACACACCUCAUGUGCUGGACUACUGUAAAUAUCCAAGUUUGGAGGAGCGCAAAAGAUUUGUUCGCAUUUAUUUAAGUUCUGAAGGCAAGAGGCCUAGCAAUGAAGAAGUGGAGCAGUUAGUGGAAGAUGUAGAGAAAUACACUCUUGCAAACCAUCUUUUCUGGGGCUUGUGGGGACUUAUUUCGAGUUAUGUCAAUAAGAUUGACUUUGACUACAAGGAGUAUGCAAGUCAGAGGUUUAGGCAAUACUGGUUAAGGAAGCCUAUUCUGUUGGACUCAACUCACUCGGCAUCAUAUAUGGAUUUGUGAAUAGAGAAAUCUGCUUAUGUCUUUCAGGCUGUUGUUUGCUUACCUUGAGUCAUUUUCAGCUUAGCAUGUAUAAUUUGAUGAAUAAUAGUGGAAACUGUAAAGGGCAUGAUUUACAGUAUGUAUGUGUGUAUAUAUCUCAUAGAUAAGGUCAGCAAUGAGUGACGCGCUUUGAUUAGUUUUUACAAAGGCCUUGCCUAACACUUCUUAUACUGAAAUUGAAAAGGAAGAUUAAGAUUGAGAAUCCCUAGUUAUAUCAUUUC